UUGAUUUUGGAACAAAUGAAUCAAAUAAAUGAAAAUAUAAAGAAAAAUAAAUUUUCUAUAAUACUUGGUGAUCAAAUAUAUGAAAUAUGUACAGAAUUAAGAAUUAAAGGGAAAGAAUUAGAAAAAACAAAUAAAGAUGAUUUAGAUAAAUUUUUUUCUUCAAUUCGUCUAGCUUCUUGUCGUGAAGAUGGAGAACUUGGAUUACCUUGUAGAAUUAAAAUUCUUGAAUUAUUAGAAAUUCGUUUAAUGGGUUGGAGAAAUAAUUUAUCACAUGCCCGUUAUUAUGCAAGAAAAGAACGAGAAUUGGAAGAAUUAAAAAAUGAAGAUUUAUUUAGUACAUUUCAAUCAAAAACUAAUUCCUGUACAUCAUCAACUAAUUCAAUAUCACCCUUCAUAAAUAAUAAUAAUGAGAUUAAUAAUUUAUAUUCAAAACAAAAUUUUGUGUCAAAUAAAAAUUCCCCCCAAUCACCACCAUCACAACAACAAAGGCCACUUUCAAUAGAUAAUUCUGCUUCUGAUUUUCAAUCAACAAUUCCAUUAUUUCCAACUCAAUUCAAUAUUCCACCUCCCUCACUUCCGCCACCAAAUUGUUUGAUUGAUCCAACAGUCGACAAUAAUACAGGAAUGGCUAGACCAGCAAGCUUUUACUUCAUUCCAUCUCAAACCGGCACAUUCGUUCCUGUCCCUCCAGCUAUUACUGGCUUUAAUUUAACGAAGAAUUUAGGAAUGUUUUCUUCGCCUCCACCACCAUUUAAAUUUAUUCCUCCAAACUUUUAUAAAGAAAAUAAUUCAUUAAACAAUACAAAUAGGAAUAUCAAUGUAGCAGAAUAUGGAGUGUCUGAAUUUGAAUUAUUACAACCAAAAACUAAAACAACUCCAAAUCUUUUCCGAGAAGAGAUUCAAAUUCGGAAUUCUGAUUCUGGAAAAGGUUAA
Molecule: messenger RNA, 933 nt
Organism: Meloidogyne enterolobii
Lineage: Eukaryota; Metazoa; Nematoda; Chromadorea; Rhabditida; Meloidogynidae
Source: the annotation of a GenBank genome assembly